AUGCCCGUGACAAAGAGUACCCGGGACCCCCAGGGAGCUGCUGACCUCAAACUGGACCUCAGGUACCCAUCCCAAAGUGCCAAGAAUCUGCAGAGCGAGGACUCCAGUUUCUGCGAUGGACGCCCUUCCGAGUCGCCAGGCUUAGAGAAAACCAAAGGCAUAACAGCAUUCCAGACCUUGAUUCACCUGGUGAAAGGCAACAUGGGCACAGGGAUCCUGGGACUACCCCUGGCCGUGAGGAAUGCAGGCAUCCUGAUGGGCCCGCUCAGUUUGCUGGCAAUGGGCUUCGUCUCCUGCCAUUGUAUGCACAUCCUGGUCAAGUGCGCCCAGCGCUUCUGCCACAGGCUUAACAAGCCCUUCAUGGACUAUGGCGACACAGUGCUGCACGGACUGGAAGCCAGCCCCAGCGCCUGGCUCCGGGACCACGCCCACUGGGGAAGGCAUAUCGUGAGCUUCUUCCUUAUAGUCACCCAGCUGGGCUUCUGCUGUGUGUACAUUGUGUUCCUGGCUGAUAAUUUAAAACAGGUAGUGGAAGCAGUUAAUGGGACCACCAACAGCUGCCAUUACAAUGAGACCAUGAUUCUGACGCCCACCAUGGACUCUCGACUCUACAUGCUCGCCUUCCUGCCCUUCCUGGUGCUGCUGGUCCUCGUCCGGAACCUCAGGGUCUUGACCAUCUUCUCCAUGUUGGCCAACAUCAGCAUGCUGGUCAGUUUGAUCAUCAUCACCCAGUAUAUUGCCCAGGAAAUUCCAGACCCCAGCCAGUUGCCACUGAUAGCAAGUUGGAAGACCUAUCCUCUCUUCUUCGGAACAGCCAUUUUUUCCUUUGAAAGCAUUGGCGUGGUUCUGCCCCUGGAAAACAAGAUGAAGGAUGCCCGCCACUUCCCAGCCAUCCUGUCUUUGGGAAUGUCAAUCAUCACUGCCCUGUACAUUGGCAUCGGGACUCUGGGCUACCUGCGGUUUGGAAAUGACAUCAAGGCCAGCAUAACCCUUAACCUACCCAACUGCUGGCUGUACCAGUCGGUCAAGCUCUUGUACAUUGUCGGUAUCCUGUGCACUUAUGCCCUGCAGUUCUACGUCCCUGCAGAAAUCAUCAUUCCCUUUGCCACCUCGCAGGUGUCAAAGCGCUGGGCACUGCCUCUGGACUUGUCCAUCCGCCUCGCCAUGGUCUGCCUGACGUGCACCUUGGCCAUCCUCAUCCCCCGCCUGGACCUGGUCCUCUCCCUGGUGGGGUCCGUGAGCAGCAGCGCCCUGGCCCUCAUCAUCCCGCCCCUCCUGGAGAUCACCACCUACUACUCGGAGGGCAUGAGCCCCCUUAUCAUCGCCAAGGACGCCCUGAUCAGCAUCCUGGGCUUCGUGGGCUUUGUGGCAGGAACCUACCAGGCCCUGGACGAGCUGAUCCUCUCAGGAGGCCCUCUUACCUUUUCCAAUUCCACCGUUUUUAUUCAGUGAGAAUGGCACUGUCCCAUACCCACCAGCACCUGACUUUUACUAAUGUGGAUAUCUUUUACAUGCAUUAUCUUUAUUUUGCUGCUUCACCUUUUUUUUCUUGAGCCAAGUCAUGGUGAAACAAGAAAAGACUC
Molecule: messenger RNA, 1583 nt
Organism: Suricata suricatta (meerkat)
Lineage: Eukaryota; Metazoa; Chordata; Mammalia; Carnivora; Herpestidae
Gene: SLC36A2
Product: solute carrier family 36 member 2
Exons: 10
Coding region: 1-1452 (483 amino acids)
Biological process (GO): proton transmembrane transport; L-alanine transport; proline transmembrane transport
Cellular component (GO): vacuolar membrane
Molecular function (GO): L-alanine transmembrane transporter activity; glycine transmembrane transporter activity; amino acid:proton symporter activity
Source: RefSeq, a predicted model, not a curated record